CUUUUUCGGAACUCCAUUACGGCAUUAGUGACGGAACACGAGCGAGAAUAAACGUUUGCUAUCUCUACGUUCGUAUCGAGCACUUACGGCCAUGAAUUGAAGCGACCGCCUUGUGUAUAGUCCACAUUCAUUGAAAGACCAUACGACCUGUUGGAGUCCGAAAGUACAUCUCAAAAUGAAUCCUCCCAAAUCUCCAUCUGGGUCACGGUUCCAAGUGGACCGACGUCCACCAUCACCUUCAGGAUUGCGGUUCCAAUCCACUGACGAACCGAAAGGGCCAGUGGUGGUACUUGGAGUCUGCGCCAUGGACAUCAAGGCGAGGAGUAAAGCAAUGCGGGAGAUCUUGACACGGCUUGUGGAGCUAGAAGCUGGCGGCGUGGACGUCAAGAUCUUCGGAGACCCGGUUAUAUUGGAAGAAGACAUCAACCACUGGCCACCGGUAGAUGUUCUCAUCUCCUUCUUCUCGACAGACUUCCCACUUCCCAAGGCAUUAGCUUACACGCAACUUCCCAAUCGUACACCUCCGAUAUCCAUCAAUUCUCUUGCAAUGCAGUCUCUUUUAUGGGAUAGACGGUUGGUGCUGGCUAUCUUGGAUCACAUAGGAGUGCCAACACCCAAACGGGCUGAAGUAUCACGGGAUGGUGGGCCGCAUGUUGAUGAGUCGCUCCGCAUGCGAGUUAGGACAGAUCUGGGCUUGGUAUUGCCCGGACAGACUGCCAGAGACGAACAUGGCUGGGCAGAUGUAGUGAUCCCUGAACGAUGGAAAGGCAAGAUGAAGAAAGACCCUGUACCUCGAGGCAAAGAGGUCAUCUUAAGGGAUGACGGAGAUGCCAUCAUCAUCGACGGGCACGUGAUUGAGAAACCUUUUGUUGAGAAACCAGUCGAUGGAGAGGACCACAAUGUGUACAUUUACUACAGGGGAGGCGGUGGUCGUCGCCUAUUCAGAAAGGUCGGCAACAAGUCAAGCGAGUACGAUCCAGGACUUGUUCAUCCCCGAACUAUAGGAUCAUACAUCUACGAAGAAUUUAUCAAUGUGGACAAUGCCGAGGACAUCAAAGUCUACACCGUCGGACCCAAUUUCUCGCACGCUGAGACGAGAAAGUCACCCACAGUCGACGGACUCGUCCGCCGCAAUGCCGACGGGAAAGAGACGAGGUUUAUCACGAAACUCAGUAACGAAGAGACAAGUUACGCCAGGGACGUGGUCGAUGCCUUUGGGCAGAGAGUAUGUGGAUUUGAUCUGUUACGAUGUCAGGACGGGACGCGGAGCAUGGUCAUCGAUGUCAAUGGAUGGAGCUUCGUCAAGGGCAAUCAGGCAUAUUAUGACAAGGCGGCGGAGAUUCUUUCGCAGGUCUGCCAGGUCGCUCGGGAGCGCAAAUUAACGGCUCUUAAACCUGGUGCUUCGGUUUUGCCUCUUCCUGAUGCAUCCGCCAUCGGGUCCAUAUAUAGUACUCUGCGGGCAACGGUCACAGUGCUACGACACGCCGAUCGGACGCCGAAGAUGAAGAUCAAGUUCUCUUUCCCGGCUUCCGAGCCUUGGGCACGACCAUUCUUGUGUCUGUUGCGUGGCCAUCGAGAGGAGAUCAUCCUAAGAGACCCUCGUCAACUCCAAUUUAUCCUUGCUGCAGCAGAGGAGUCGUCCAAAUUGCCAGGCGUCACUCCUGAGAUUCUGACAAAGCUGGCCCAGCUCAAGGAGGCUCUGCAAAAGAAGAUCGAUUUGCCUGGUACAAAGGCGCAGCUUAAACCCAGCUUUGAGAAGAAGAAGGGCGCAAAGACCCAUGAUGAUGAGCCGAAGAAGGAGAAAAAGAAGAAGGCUGCGGGCUCCGACGACGAGGACGAGUUGACGGAAACGGAGAGGAGUCAAAAGGUGGAGAACUGGCUCCGAGGCGGACCUCCACAGCCAAAGACAUUGGACCGUGGCGAUGGGUUCUCCACUCUGGGGGGCACGUCCACAUCACCCGGCAGUACAAUCGAUCUUGGCGAUGACAAGCCCAGGACGCCGGCUGGAAAUGAGGCGAUGUAUGCUUCCCAUAUCCCAGAGGGGUUGGAGAAAAUGCAGCUUGUUGUCAAAUGGGGAGGAGAAAGCACGCACUCAUCGCGUUAUCAAGCUAGAGAUCUUGGAGAUGCUUUCAAGAAGGACAUUAUGAUCAUGAACAAAGACGUCUUGAACAAUGUCAAAAUCUAUACCUCAUCAGAAAGACGAGUCAUUAAUACUGCCCAAAUAUUUGCACACGCGCUGCUUGGCGUAGAGGGUGGAAGCUCUACAGCUUCCAAUUCAUCUCAAUAUGCCGGAUCGCCAUCUUUACACCCUACAGCUAUCGUCAAUGGCGGAACCGCUGCGUCCCCUCCAAGCAUCGCUGGACUGCCUCCAACUUCAAAUCUACUCGUCCCUGAUCCUUGUCCCUCUAUUAGCCACCUGAUUGUGCGCAGAGAUCUGCUGGACGACAACAAUGCUGGCAAGGAGAAGAUGAACGAGGCUAAGAAACAACUCAAGGUAUUACUGCGUCCGGGGGAGAGUGAAAGGCGUCCUGAUCUCGCCUGGCCAAAAUCUUUCAAGCGAGAGCCAGUGCAGGUUGUCACGGAGGUGAUAGAGCAACUGACCGAGCUUCGGGCGAUAAUGCGAAGAAAUUACGAGAACGGAAACGUCGACAAAAUCCCGCAGACCAGAUGGUGCUCUGGUGACAGUCCCUGGCUGUUUAGAGAACGAUGGGAGAAGAUCUUUGAGGACUGGGUCGGAGUCAAGCAAGAAAAAUUCGACCCUUCCCGCGUCUCCGAGCUAUACGACAGCAUGAAAUACGAUGCUCUGCAUAACAGGGCCUUCUUCUUCGCAGUCUUUGACCCCAGGGGCGUUGGACUCGGCUCAAAGCCUGGCGUUGAAUCGGCUGAUAGACGGCUGCACGACUUGUACGGCUUGGCCAAGGCUCUGUUCGACUUGGUCGGCCCCCAAGAGUAUGGAUACGACGCCCAAGCAAAGGAGGAGAUUGCUGUUCUGACCAGCUUGCCGCUUCUGCGGAAAGUUUGGGGCGAUCUGAACGAAGCAAUGACGACGGGCAAGUCGCUUGCAUGCUUCUAUUUCACCAAAGAGUCACACAUCACUACCUUUGUGAACCUGCUGCUCGCUUCUGGACUUCCCCUUGGACCUGUUCGAAUACCCGAGCUUGAUUAUUGCUCCCACUGCACCAUUGAAUUGUGGGAAAAGUCCGCCAUGGGUGGCCACAAGGACUUUUCCGUCCGGCUCUCGAUAAGCGAAGGCGCUCAUUCACCUGCUGUUUUGGAUUCUAGUGUCGAUGCGCGACACAGUCUGACAGUCCAGCCGAGAAAGAAGCUCAGUUCGCAUGUAGAGUAUGAGUUAGCCAGGCAAUGCUUUUCCAAACACUUUGACAAAGGCCUGUCCUUCUCGACGACCCCGUUAGAGGGCGAUGCUGUCUAUCUCAAAAAGGCGGUCCAGGAUGAGUCUGUCCUGCCGCUGAACCUGAAUCGUACUGGCGAGGAGACACCCCGACUAGCGAGUUCUGCGGGAAGUGAAAGAGGUCAUUCGCAGCAUCCUAGUGGGCACAGUGAUAGUGGAUGGUAGUCCUAGUCAGCUCAAAAAGCUCACGCGGCAUGCUUCAUGCUUAAUGUAGCAGAUGACUUCUU
This is a messenger RNA of Kockovaella imperatae, 3636 nucleotides long. RefSeq names its product actin cytoskeleton organization and biogenesis-related protein. Gene Ontology annotation, biological process: inositol metabolic process; inositol phosphate biosynthetic process. Gene Ontology annotation, cellular component: cytosol. The coding region runs from base 176 to 3574 and encodes 1132 amino acids. NCBI's taxonomy places the organism in Eukaryota, Fungi, Basidiomycota, Tremellomycetes, Tremellales, Cuniculitremaceae. The transcript has 16 exons. Gene Ontology annotation, molecular function: inositol hexakisphosphate kinase activity; metal ion binding; ATP binding. The record is from RefSeq and is a predicted model, not a curated record.